Molecule: messenger RNA, 2816 nt
Organism: Saimiri boliviensis boliviensis (Bolivian squirrel monkey)
Lineage: Eukaryota; Metazoa; Chordata; Mammalia; Primates; Cebidae
Source: RefSeq, a predicted model, not a curated record
CGCGCAUCUGGUUGCCAGGGAAACAGCGGUCCCGGCGGCACCAGGGCUUUGGACCUGCGGCUUCUUCCACCACCAGAGAGGCUGCGGUGGCGGGGCAGACCACUCUCCUCUCGGGGAAAGUGGCUGGCGCGGUGAGUGUCGGCGGCGCCCUUCCGCGGCACUCUGCAGCCUGACUGCCGGUGGCAAGUUCCUCGAGGAGGCACUCCGGGAAGGAUUUCAAUGGAUAUUAUAAAGGGCAACCUAGAUGGAAUUUCAAAACCAGCCUCAAGUUCAAGAACACGCCCCGGGAGCAGAAGUUCAAAUGCUUCUUUGGAGGUGCUCUCACCAGAACCAGGAUCUUUCAAGGUUGAUACUGUAAGCAGCUUGAACUGUGGUAAAGAGAACCACUCCGAAAGCAGUAGUACAGAGAACAGAAGAACUAGUGAUGACGAUAAGGUGGAAAACCAUUCUGAGAAAAUAAAAUUGGCUGAAGAGGGAUCAGACGAAGAUCUGGAUUUGGUUCAACAUCAGAUAAUCCUUGAGUGUUCAGAUGAACCCAAAUUAAAAGAAUUAGAUUCUCAACUUCAAGAUGCCAUUCAGAAAAUGAAGAGACUUGAUAAAAUAUUGGCAAAGAGACAACACAGAGAAAAAGAAAUUAAGAAGCAAGGUCUAGAAAUGAGAAUAAAGCUGUGGGAAGAACUCAAGUCUGCAAAAUAUAGUGAAGCUUGGCAAAGUAAAGAGGAGCUGGAAAAUACAAAAACAUUUUUAUCUUUGACUGCUGCGUCUGAAGAAACCGUUGGUCCUUCUCAUGAGGAUGAAGACAACUUUUUCUCAGUGUUUCAUACUCAAAUCCCUCCAGAAGAAUAUGAAAAGCAGAUGCAGAAAGUCAGUAAAGAUUUUACCUGUGAUGUGGAAAGAAAUGAAUCAUUGAUCAAAGCAGGAAAGAAACCUUUCUCAAAUACAGAAAAGAUUGAGCUCAGGGGCAAACACAACCGGGAUUUUAUUAAGAGAAACAUUGAGUUGGCCAAGGAAUCAAGAAACCCAGUGGUUAUGAUUGACAGAGAGAAGAAAAGGCUGAUUGAGCUUUUGAAGGACUUGGAUGAUAAAGAUUCUGGGCUCUCCAGUUCUGAGGGUGAUCAGUCUGGCUGGGUGGUCCCCGGAGAAGGAUAUGCGCUUGCAGUCAGCCAGCAUCAGCAACUUGCUGAAAUUGAUAUCAAACUCCAAGAACUCUCUGCAGCCUCUCCAAUGAUUUCCAGCUUUUCUCCAAGACUUGAACGUCAGAAUAAUCAGGAAGCUGACCUUGAUGGUGAAAGAAAUAUGGAAAUAACUCCAGGAGAAAAGGUACUUAGGAACACCAAAGAGCAACGGGAUGUGCAUAAUCGGCUGAGAGAGAUUGAUGAAAAGCUGAGAAAGAUGAAGGAAAAUGUGUUAGAGUCCACAUCAUGUCUCUCUGAAGAACAGUUAAGGUGUCUUCUGGAUGAAUGCAUAGUUAAACAAAAAUCCAUCGUUAAACUUUCUUCAGAAAGAGAAAAUAAAGACAUUGAAGAUGUAACACCUGUGUUUCCCCAGCUUUCCAGAUCCAUCAUCUCUACAUUACUAAAUGAAUCAGAAACAAAGAUCCAGAAAACUGAGGAAGAAGAUGCAAAUUUGCUUGCGAGUGCAGAAUGUGAAGCUUCUAAAGGCUACUAUCUCACUAAAGCCUUGACUGGACAUCACAUGUCAGAAGCUCUCAUCACUGAAGCAGAGAAUAUGAAAUGCCUUCAGUUUUCUGAGGAUAACAUUGUUAAUGACACAAAAGACUAUUUUAUGUCGAAGACUCUUGGCAUUGGGAGACUGAAAAGGCCCUCUUUCUUGGAUGACCCACUGUAUGGUAUCAGUGUGAGCCUUUCAUUAGAAGACCAACAUCUGAAACUCAGUCCUUCAGAGAAAACAGAAACAGGUGAGCAGGAGACUAAAGAUGCAGCAGAAGAAUGUAAAGAAUCCUAAGCAAGGACUUGCUGAGUGUGCUUUUAAGAAAGUUGGUAAUGAAGUUAAAUUACACUUUUUAUUGAAUUAUUUGAAUUCAAUGAAUACAUUGUGGUGGCUAUUCUUUAAUGAUUUUGACAUUUGGAGUCUCUCUUUGUGGAUUAUAUUUCCUUGAUAUUUUUGAGACUUGGGAUGUGAUUGAUCAACGGUUUUUGUUCAUUAAGAUUUCUGGGAACAUUGUUUUAAAUUUAUUGCUAAUCUUACAAUAUUAGGAUUCGUUAGAAAAACCAACAUUUUAACGCAUACGUGUUAUGGUCAAACUAGUUGAAGUGCUGUGAUUGUCUUGUAUUCAAUUUUGUAUGUUUCAACUCUACUGUGAUUCAGACAGAUCGUUGUGGUCACUGGGAAUUUUUGCUCUGGCCCCGCGUUUCCUUUUUCUCACCUGUCUCAUGUCUGUGACGUUGAUACAGCCUGCCAUAAGACAAAAUUAAUUGUCUCAGCAAAGCAAUGUUAUAAGAGCCUUUACUGUCUUAUUGGUGACGAUACAUUUCUUAAGUCAGAGUUUGACUGAAUGAUUGAUAAAUUACUUUGUUAAUAAUAGUUAACAAUAGCUUGUUAUUUUCUUUCAGAGUUUGGGCCUUUUAGAUUGCAUCAAAUAAAGAUGAGCUACUUUAAAAAAAGUCUGUGGUACCAUUUUAAGAGAGAUGGUUUGUCUAGUUACAAGUCAGUAACUAGAUUCAUGACAACAUUUUAUGUUGACCUUCUGUAAGAUGAGUUGGCAUUAGAAUUGGAAGUCCAAUUUAUUUCUGAAUCAAAAAAUGAGCAGGCUAUUUAUUGUGGUGCCUUUAAUACAAUUUGGAGUAAUGUACACA